AUGAAAAUCGUAAAUUUGAUGCAGUGGUGUGAAACAUUCGAUUCAUUGCUUGUGGAAGCCAAAUGGAGCAAAAGUGGAUCAUUACCAUCAACUGAUGAGUACCUUCGGAAUGACAUGACAUCGAUUGCUGCACAUACGUUGGUUCUUCCAGCUUCGUGCCUCUUGAAAUCAAGCUUAAGGAAUGCCGAUAUCAGCCCGUUCACCGAAUACGAGACCGUUACCAAACUGACCAUGCUUAUACGUCGUCUGUUGAAUGACAUUCAAAGCUACCAGAAGGAGAUGGAAGAUGGGAAAAUGAACUACGUAUUGCUAUACAUGAAAGAAAACCCAGACGCAGACAUCGAUGAUUCGAUCGCCUUUAUCAGGGACUUGCUGGACAAGAGGAAAGAGUUAAUGAAACAUGCUUUGAUGGAAUCAAGGCAACUCCACUUAUCAUGCAUGAAAGUGUUUCAAAUGUUCUUCAACUCCAGCAACCGAUACGAUUCGAAUACGGAGAUGAUUCAAGAUAUCCAAAAGGCAAUAUACGUUCCUGUAGAUGUUGGAACAUGGCAGCCAUUGGAUCCUCUUCCUUCGCAGUCCGGGACGAAGAAGGAAUUUCAAACAAUAGGUUCUCAUCAGCUUGUUCAACGACCUUUCAAAUAUCAGAACAAAAGAAUCGUAGGAUACCAAGCUUCUUUGCCCAUUGCAAGGCGUGGAUAUGCUAAUAUAUUUACCAUGCCAAGCUUUAGAUUGUCUUUCGCCUAGUCAAAUCAGUCUUGACUGUCCAUA
Messenger RNA from Hibiscus syriacus, 768 nucleotides. RefSeq names its product (E,E)-geranyllinalool synthase-like. NCBI's taxonomy places the organism in Eukaryota, Viridiplantae, Streptophyta, Magnoliopsida, Malvales, Malvaceae. Bases 1 to 744 code for a protein of 247 amino acids. The transcript has 2 exons. The record is from RefSeq and is a predicted model, not a curated record. Gene Ontology annotation, molecular function: terpene synthase activity; magnesium ion binding. Gene Ontology annotation, biological process: diterpenoid biosynthetic process.